AUGGUUGUCGCGAGUGCAAGCAGCGGCAUAUCCGGUGUGAUGAAACGAAGCCAUACUGUUCACGGCCGCGAUUGCCACUAUGAUGCUGCUGGGGUGAAUAUGCGCCGCGGAGGCACGUUAUCAGGUGCAGAUAUUAUGGAAGUAGACCUUUUCAAAGUCUUACCGAUCCCUAUGCCGUUCGAAUCGAUGCAGCUGCUGCACCACGCAACUCAUUUCCGCCUCUUGACCACAACUGUCGUGGCAAAAAAUCCCAACUCUAGCAUAGCUGGUUUGGUUAUGCACAAUGCGGCCACGUUUAGAUCAUUCCUUCUCAUCGCUGGCAUACAUCACGUUUGGUCCGGUGGUUCGCUGCAAGCUAUCGAAGAGACGAUGCUGCACCACAAACUCGAAGCAAUUCGCGUCGUCAACGGCAUGAUUGGAGAUCCCUUACUGUGCCACAGCGAUGCAUGUAUAACCUCCAUGGUUAGCUUGGCGAUGGUUGAGGCUGCACUAGGAGAUACAAAGACAGCCGAAGCCCAUUUGAAAGCGCUGGCAGGGCUUUUCGAUGAGCGCCGUCUUGACCGAGUCAAGUACAGGCUGUUCGGCCUAGUCGAAAGGAUCAUUCUACUAGCUGCUAGCCUGGUUGCUGCAUCGAAAGACAAAAAGGAAAAUGAGCCCCAUUCCUUUGUUGUCGAGCCGCGCCAGGUUUCAGAGCGGCGCUAUUACUACACACGACCAACGCGGCCUGUGUUCAGCGCUGUUCCGUUCCUCACUAUCCAUCUAUCGCCCUUCUAUCACUCCACACCACCAGACAUUGAAGCCUGCAAUGCAGACGCUGAAUGCGAAAUCAUUGCUACGACGUUACGAAGAUUGUCUUCUCCUCCCCAACGCCAAGAUCCCGAAGGCAGUGAUAACAAACAUGCAUCAUCGUCAAGUGCCAAAGGGGAUGCUUGGGAAACCCUUCGAGAAGAUGCAGAAGCAUAUGUUGGCUCUCUACUCUUUAAACCUUCUCCACCAGCCCAGAACGACAGAAGAGGCUCCGGAGACUACAGUCAGGAUCCGACGUCCGGUUCAAGAUCACCUAACUCGCAGCAUGGAGCAGAUGAAUCUGAGGAUGCAGAGAGUCAUUUCAUCAACCUUUCCGAGCAACCUUUUGUUAAUCUCCCAGCAGUCAUCUUUCCAUCCACAUCGCGGGCUUGGGCGUGCGCCGCAUACCUCUAUCUCCAUUUGGUGGCGGACCACAUUCCAGUGAUUCCACAACGACGUCGUAAUUUCGGCACAACAAUGAACAUAGACAUGCACCUGCAGCGCUGGCUGAUAGACACUUUACACCAAGACCUUGAUCACACCCAGGACGCGAUGCGAAUCGGAGCGCAUAGCUCAGAGUUAUGGCUGUGGAAGGCUAUACUCGGUGCGUACGCACUAGAAAAAUCUCGCAAAGGGCGUUUCACCAACGAGGGUGAGAGCGAUGAUGAUGAGGACGAAAUAUUAGCCAGGUUUGCGAAUAGAAUGGCAUUUGAUAGAGGGGCAGAGAAGGAUAAAGACAUGGAGCUCUGUUACUAG
Molecule: messenger RNA, 1542 nt
Organism: Trichoderma aggressivum f. europaeum
Lineage: Eukaryota; Fungi; Ascomycota; Sordariomycetes; Hypocreales; Hypocreaceae
Exons: 7
Coding region: 1-1542 (513 amino acids)
Source: RefSeq, a predicted model, not a curated record